Lucilia cuprina (Australian sheep blowfly) is the source of this 2621-nucleotide messenger RNA. RefSeq lists its product as uncharacterized. Bases 260 to 1366 code for a protein of 368 amino acids. Gene Ontology annotation, biological process: nuclear protein quality control by the ubiquitin-proteasome system; proteasome localization. The transcript has 3 exons. The record is from RefSeq and is a predicted model, not a curated record. Lineage: Eukaryota; Metazoa; Arthropoda; Insecta; Diptera; Calliphoridae. Gene Ontology annotation, cellular component: nucleus.
UGAAAACUGAAGAAAAAGAAAACAACUAAAACAAAACAAUUAUUUUAGUGCAGGCAGGUGAUGGAAAGGAAAAACAAGAAAACAAAGCAAAAGGAAAAUUCCUGCAGGAAAAUCAACAUUUGUACAACAUACGAUACAUAAAGGACAAAGGAAAACUGUACCAGCUGCUUUUUAAAAGCAAGCAAGCAAGCAUUUAGAUAUUAAAUUACGCAGUAUUAGAUAAGAAUCGAUCGGUAAAUAAAAGUGUAAAAAUAAUAAAAUGACUACACCACAAAAUACUAGAAUAGCCUUAGCCGAUCGUUUGGAGGCCCUACGAGUGGCCACCACUCCAACAAAUAAUCAUAGACCAGAUGAACCAACACCAGCCUCUAUAUUUGCCUCUUCGCUGAUGGACAACAAUACAAAUGUGGCUUUGGCACAGGAUUUUAAUAGUUUAAUACCCUCGCCGGAUGAAUUGAUAAUAAGACAACGCGGACGACGGCGUCCUUUAAUAGACUGGACACCUGAACAGGCCGCUGCCACUACCAAUUCCGUAAUGCGUAAUCCUUUUCAAAGAACACCCACUAAAAUGCCUUUAAAUACGAAUAUGAUUUUAAGGAGUUCGCCGCGAAAACGUUUGACCAUGGGUAGUACACCACCCGAACCGGCGGGUAUGUGCUUUGGCGCCAAUACAAAUUCACCCACAAAACUUAAUGCCAAACAGCAAUUGUGGCCUGGCACUCCGGUCGUAAAGAGAUCACGUUUGUGUGAAGAUGAAAAACCCAUAGCUCAGCUAAAUGAGGAAUUACCUUUGGCCACUUUACUGCAGGGUUUGUCACAGCAACAGUUGAUACAAUUGAUAGUGGGUAAAUUAGUGGCUGGAAAUCCCAAAGCGGAGGCUGAAUUAAGAGCCCAACUACCAACACCUGAUAUCGAAACCAUGGAGCAGGAACUCCUACAUGCUAAACGCAUGAUCUUCAAAUCUCUACCCACCUCCCGUUUAUGCAAGAAAACCGAUAGUACUGCAUAUACACGGGCCUCCCUACAUCUCAAUGAAUUUAAACGUUUGGUCACACAACACACUAAACAACUGCAUGAUUCUGCACACUGGGAUGCAUUGCUUGACUAUGUAUUCAUGGCUUGGCCUUGUGUUAAGGCCACUCCUAAUUGGGAUAAUGCCACUCAUAAUACUAUACGUCGACAAUGCUUUAAACUACUAACUUGUGCCUGUAUGGCGGCUGUUAAAUGUGGUGGCACUCGUUUGGGUUCAACCCGUCUUCAUACUCUAGAGCGUAGUUUGCGUGAUUGGUCUCAGGAUUAUGAAGAUGUUCUGUCAUGUAUUAAUACUCUAAAUAAGGCUUUGUCAAAAGGACGUACAAGUCUUUAAGAUCAAUUUCAUAUUUGUAUAGCAAUUUACUAUUUUUAACUAUGUAAUUAAUUUUAAUUUUUAUUUUUAAAUUUAGUAGACUUUACUAAAACUAGAUGUUUUAGUACAAGUUUGUUUAUACUCAACGUGUUCUAGUUUGUAAGAUAAAAACAAUAAUUAAUUUUAGGUUUUAUACUUAUACAUAUAUCGAGUUCCUGUAAUACUAAACUGGAUAAGUUAGUGGAACUUUGCAUAUGACAAAUUGUUAUUACAGGUUUUAAUUUUAUUCAUCCUGUAUUUGCCAUAUUUUUUAUUAAACUUUUUGUAUUUUUUAAAAUAAUUUAAAACAUUACAUUGUAUGCAAUAUUUAUGCAAUAUCUUUGUGUCAGUGUUUUUUUUUGUUUUCGCCCCUCACAUACCAAAUAUCAAAAUUCGUUAUUCAAAAUUUUUUUUUUAUAUUUUUUUUGUUUAAUUCAUACCAAAAGUAUUUUAUUUUAUUCGUACGAAUAUUAAUUUCAUCUCUUUCAUCAAGUAAUUUUUUAUUUUUUUAUGUGAAAUUAAAUUUUGUAAUUAUUUUUUUCUUAUACAACACACCACACAUAAUAAAAUUAUUUGUAAACAACUAUUUUAGUGCUUUAUUUAUAAGACAAUCGACUUAAACAGGUAUCAAACUUUACACAAACCAUAGCUCAAACUAUAGACUAGACUAUAAACUAGACCAUAGUCUAUAGACAAGACUGCUGAUUAGACUAUAGACAAUACUAAAUAUAAACCACACUUUAAACAAAACUAUGAAUUAAAUAACAGACAGACUAAACUAUGUACUAAACCAAAGAUUAGACUGGCGACUGGACAAUAAACAUGGACUAUAGAUCAAACUUAGUUUAUGAACGAUAUUUUAUAUAAACCAUAAACUGUAGAUUCUACAAUAGACUAACUACAGGUUAAACUAUAGACUUGAUUAUAGACAAUGAACUAGACUAUAUAUUCACUAUAGACAAGACUACUAUAGAAAGGAUUAUUGACUAUGCUAUGGACUAUACUAAUAAAUAGACUAUUGACCAGACUAUACACUAGACUUUAGACAAUACUACAAACAUGACUAUAGACUAAACUAAAACUACACUAUAAAUUAUAGACUAGACAAUAUACUGAAUUAUGGACUAGACUAUAGAUUAGACUACACUUAAGACUAAUGAUUGGACUACAGAAAAGACUAUAGAUUAGACUUUAUUUAUAUAGCUUUUAGACUAGCCUAUGGACUAGACUAUAGAUU